This is a messenger RNA of Lontra canadensis (Northern American river otter), 1222 nucleotides long. It is a transcript of the gene MCTS1, whose product is annotated as MCTS1 re-initiation and release factor. The record is from RefSeq and is a predicted model, not a curated record. The transcript has 6 exons. Lineage: Eukaryota; Metazoa; Chordata; Mammalia; Carnivora; Mustelidae. Gene Ontology annotation, biological process: formation of translation preinitiation complex. Gene Ontology annotation, molecular function: RNA binding.
AAGAGGGCGAGAGCAAAGAACCUCUUUCUCUCUCCCCCCACCCCUGCCAUCCUUAUUCCCUAAGGUCUUCUGUAGUACUAGGCUCUCACUCGCAACUUGCAACACUGUAACCUUUCCAUCCCUAAUCUUCAAUCGAGUUUUGAUCCUCCCACCCUCAUUUUCUUUUUCCUUAGCCCUUUUUCUCUUUUGCCCCCUCUCCCAAUCCUAUCUCUUUAUCUAGGUUCUACCAAUCACAUCCUUGCACUGUGAUUUAAGGGUAUAUCUUCUUUAGCUCAGAGGAGAGCCCUGCACUCACUGCCAUAUGUUUAUUAGUUAUGAACUGAAUAAGGGAAGGCUUGACUUCCUGGGUCAUGGGAGUGAAGGAGUCUGGGUGACAGGAAGCAAGCGGCCUGUCAUGUCUAUUGCUUAGCUGCCAGAUUAACCUUGUCUUGAAAAUAGCGUGAUUGCCCCAUAGGCAAUUCAGUGUAAGGAAGACAAAAAUUCUUUGGGAACCUACCUAGUGGGUUUUUCUUCCAGACUUGGUAGGCACAAAAACAAAGGGGGAACAUGGGCAAAGGAAGAUUUGAUGAAAAAGAAAAUGUGUCCAACUGCAUCCAGUUGAAAACCUCAGUUAUAAAGGGUAUUAAGAACCAGUUGAUAGAACAAUUUCCAGGUAUUGAACCAUAGCUUAAUCAAAUCAUGCCUAAGAAAGAUCCUGUCAAAAUAGUGCGAUGUCAUGAACAUAUAGAAAUCCUUACAGUAAAUGGAGAAUUACUAUUUUUUAGACAAAGAGAAGGGCCUUUUUAUCCAACCCUAAGGUUACUUCACAAAUAUCCUUUUAUCCUGCCACACCAGCAAGUUGAUAAAGGAGCCAUCAAAUUUGUACUCAGUGGAGCAAAUAUCAUAUGUCCAGGCUUAACUUCUCCUGGAGCUAAACUUUACUCUGCUCUAGUAGAUACAAUUGUUGCAAUCAUGGCAGAAGGAAAACAGCAUGCUCUGUGUGUUGGAGUCAUGAAGAUGUCUGCAGAAGAUAUUGAGAAAGUCAACAAAGGAAUUGGCAUUGAAAAUAUCCAUUAUUUGAAUGAUGGGCUGUGGCAUAUGAAGACCUAUAAAUGAGCCUUGGAAGAAAUGCACUUGACUAAAUACGGAUAUUGUGCUGUAUCUGUGUUUGUGUCUGUGUGUGACAGCAUGAAGACAAUACCUCUGUGGUUAUGCUGAAUAAAUUCAACAGAUGCUAAAAUUC